CAGUUAUCACUGCGUAAAUCGCGUUUUGAAAUGAAAUUAAUUUUCAUUUUUAAAUUAUUAUCUUGAAAUACAACGUAAUAUUUUUUCCGUCUUGUAUAAUUGUUUAAAAUGUCUGAAAGUGAACCAACAGACCUUGACUGGGUGCAACUGCGCCAAGAAAUGUCAAAACAACAUCAUGUUGAAACGACAAAAGAAAAAUUUGGCCGAAAGUUAAAUGAGAAUCCUUUUGUUCCAAUCGGUUGUUUGGCUACAGCAGCGGCACUUUCCUAUGGUCUGUGGUGCUUUCGAACCGGUAAAUCAAGGAGAUCCCAACAGAUGAUGCGGUUAAGGAUUGUCGCACAAGGAUUCACAAUUACUGCAUUAAUUCUUGGAGUCAUGUCUGCAGGAAAAAAUCUUAAAUAAUAUCACUACGGAAACUUUUUUAUCUAUGAUUCUCAAUUUUUAAAUAUAAUUACAAAACAUAAAUAUAAAAUUAAUUAUCAUACAGUGAACACAAUACUUAGCUUAAUUUCUACCACAUAAUAUGAAACUGUUUCCUUGUUGAAUUUAAAUGAUUCUUGAAGAUAAUCACAAACCAUAUUAUUCUGUAAAAUAGUUUUUAAAGUAACAGUAGUUUAUAAAGCAUCUGUUGUAAAAGGCAUGUAGAUGAUUUGUGUAUAUAAUUAAUUAGCUUGAUAAAAUAGAGUAGAUGUAUACAAAUAAAACCACA
Molecule: messenger RNA, 709 nt
Organism: Hyposmocoma kahamanoa
Lineage: Eukaryota; Metazoa; Arthropoda; Insecta; Lepidoptera; Cosmopterigidae
Product: HIG1 domain family member 2A
Exons: 2
Coding region: 109-402 (97 amino acids)
Biological process (GO): mitochondrial respirasome assembly
Cellular component (GO): mitochondrion
Source: RefSeq, a predicted model, not a curated record